This is a messenger RNA of Pelodiscus sinensis (Chinese soft-shelled turtle), 2034 nucleotides long. The record is from RefSeq and is a predicted model, not a curated record. Lineage: Eukaryota; Metazoa; Chordata; Testudines; Trionychidae.
AUGGCUCCAUGUGGGAAGUUAUUGGGAAGAUCUGAAGAGCAUGUUUCUCAGAAUCCUGAGCAGGGAGAGACCUGUGAGAGUCAGUGUAGCCUACAAAGGCAGCCGGGAAACCAUCCAGGAGAGGGACAGGGUAAAUCUAGUUAUAGGAGCAGUGGGGUGAAAGCAAACACAGAAACUGUUCAACAGAAAAUCCCACAUCAACAGUCACCCUGCGCUUGCAGUGACUGUGCAAUUCUUAUUAAAUAUGAAAGAGCUCACACAGGAGAGAAACGUUUCAGGUGCUCAGACUGUGGGAAAAGCUUCAGUCAGAGUUCAAGCCUUGUUAGACACAGGAGGACCCAUACAGGAAAGAAACCUUUCAACUGCUCUGACUGCGGGAAAAACUUCAGUCGGAGUUCAAACCUUGUUGCACAUAGGAGAACCCACACAGGAGAGAAGCCUUUCAGAUGCUACUGUGGGAAACGUUCAGAGCUUGUUAUCCAUAGGAGGACCCACACAGGGGAGAAACCUUUCAAUUGCUCUGAUUGUGGGAAAAGCUUCAGGAAGAGGUCAAACCUUGUUACACAUAGGAGAACUCACACAGGAGAGAAACCUUUCAAUUGCUUUGACUGCGGGAGACACUUCAGUCAGAAGUCACAGCUUGUUGCACAUAGAAGAACCCACACAGGAGAGAAACCCUUGAGCUGCACUGACUGUGGGAAAUGCUUCAGUCGGCGCUCAUACCUUAUGGAUCACCAGAUAAUACAUACAGGAGAGAGACCGCAUAACUUCUCAGAUUAUGGAAAAGGCUUCAAACACAGGUCAGACACUAUUAAACAUAAAAGAGCCCACACAGUGGAGAAACCCUUCACCAUCUCUUAUUGCAGAAAAAGCUUCAAGGAGAGGUCAGACUUUGUUAAACAUGAAAGAACCCAAAUGGGGGAGAAACUCUUCAGUUGCUCAGACUGUGGGAAAUGCUUCAGUCGAAGUUCCAACCUUGUUGUACAUAGGAGAACCCACACAGGAGAGAAACCUUUCAGCUGUUCUGACUGUGGGAAAUGCUUCAGUCGGCGCUCAUGCCUUAUAGAUCACCACACAAUACAUACAGGAGAGAGACCCCAUAGCUGCGCCAAUUGCGGAAAAGGCUUCAAACACAGAUCAGAUGUAAUUAAACAUAAGAGAGCCCACACAGGAGAGAAACCCUUCAGCUGCUCAGACUGUGGGAAAAGCUUCAGUCGGAGGUCAAAUCUUGUUGUACAUAGGAGAACUCACACAGGAGAGAAACCCUUCAGAUGCUCUGACUGUGGGAAAAGCUUCAGUCGGCAUUCAAACCUUGUUGCACAUAGGAGAACCCACACAGGAGAGAAACCUUUCAGAUGCUCUGACUGUGGGAAAAGUUUCAGUCAGAGUUCAAACCUUGUUGCGCAUAGGAGAACCCACACUGAAUAGAAACCCUUCACCUGCUUUGACUGUGGGAAAAACUUAAGUCACAGCUCAAAUCUUGUUAUCCGGAGCCCCUCCUACCAGAUCUGUGCCACUGAAGCAGCUGUUUAAUAGGCUUCUCCAAAGUCCUUAGAUUGAGAAAGUCAAGAUGCACAAAAUGGAAUUGAGCCAGAGGGGAAAGAAGGCAAAAGCAAUGAUUCCCAAGGAUCUACAACAAACCAACAUCUCACCAGCAUGUCCCACUGAAAGCUGAACUCAGAUUGCAGGGUUCAAAGUCUUGGAACCGAGAGGCGGGGUUUUCUCUGAGUACCUGUGAGUCUCGGCUGGAAGAGAUAAAUAAGCUAUUUGGAAAUAGGUAAUCCUCAUGUGAUCCCUCCCCUGUCACCCACCUCCAGAGAAGCAGAGGCUAGGGACACGAUUCCUACUCAUCAUGGAUAAUAUGGACCUAACCUCUAUGAAGUCAUCUAGCCCUUUAUUGAACCCCAUUAAAAUCCUAGACUUCACCACAACCUUUGGCAAGGUGUUCCACAGGUUAACUGUGCACUGAGUGAAGAAAAACUUCCUUUUGUUUGUUUCAGACUUGCUGCCUAUUAAUUUCAUGUGGUGAGCUGU